AUCAAGGGACUCGGUUUCUUGGAACGGGAGUGUGAGAGGGAAGACUUUUUGGCCAGGAGUACGAGGUGUUCCUUAUCUGGGAGCUAUUAAAGCAGCUUGAACAGACUUCCAAGGUUCAAACCCCCUUGGAGUGGAUGACAGUGAUUUCUGGGUGGUGGGAGUGGAGGGGUGAAUCGUCUUGAUUUAAAACUUGGUGGAAGUGGCUUAAAGAUCUGGGAUCAGAAGCCCUCUCUCAUCCCCACGUUGGUUCUGUCCAGUACUUAAGGCGGGACAUUUGAUAAAAAGCCUUUUACGUCUGGCCCUAUUUGCUCUUAGGAGGGGAGCCAGGAAAAGAAUCCUGGGAUUAAAUAAUCUUUUUGGUCAUAUACUGAGGAGUUAACACCCUCCACACCCCACCUUGCCAUCGUGCUGUACCAGAGCAGCCCUGAUCUUGGAUGUAUUCUCUCAGGGUGAUGAUAUCAAGCAUCAGAAGACUUUCAUAGGCUGUUUGUAAUAGAUAACCAACCCCUCGGUGUCAAUUUUUCAUCCUAAAGCAGUCCAGAUAUUUGAACACAGUAUGUGAAGGAGUGUACAAAGAUAAGGAGAGACAUAACAGUUGAAGGAAAACAACAAAUCUCCUUUACGCUGACCACAGUCAGGGACAGGUCUUCUGGUCUGAAAUGUCAUCAACUCUUUUUAAAAUGAACUUUACUGUCUUACAAACUAUGGUGGAGGAGUCAACUUUUCACAGCAUUUCCUGGGCAAUUACUGGAUGGGAUGGGAUCAGAUCUACUGCUGUUACCUUUUGUGGGAGAAGAGAAAAGGGGCAGAGAAAUAUACUUGGCUGGAAAGAAAAGGGAACUGCUAAUGCUAUGCCCCUUACCAUAAUAGGACUGUCAAUGGCAGGAUACCAGCUCUGGUCACCAUGGACCCCACUGGACGAGAGCUUCCAAUGGCUGCGGCACACAACACCUACACCUUCUUCAAAGCAUCCCUUUAGGGCUUCCCCCCGCUUCCCACAUACCCCUUCUGACCUUGAAGUGCAGCUGUGCUUUCAAGAGGUCACUCUAGUCCUAGAUAGCCCAUUUCUGGAGCCUGGGGUGAGUCCCAGGUUACCCUGCCACACAUCAGAGCUCCGAACCAUGAACAACAAGAAAGGGCUGGUCAGGAAGCCCCAGCCUGUCCGCCUCAGUGGAGUGGAUUCCGUGUUUGGCAGGGUCAUCACAGCUCAGCCACCAAAAUGGACUGGGACCUUCAGAGUUUCAGACAAAUCAGCCUUUUGCAAAAUCAUCAGCCGGGAGAACCAGUGGCCCACUGGACUUAAGGAACCUCAGAUUCAGAUGACAGUGACCAUGUGCAAACAGAUGCUGCGCUCUAUCCUCUUACUGUAUGCAACAUACAAGAAGUGCACCUUUGCCUUGCAACACUCCAAGUAAAGGGUUCCCAUCUGAUUCCUGUUCCUAAUACCAUGUCCUGUGCUAUGUGCCUGAAGCUUACAGAAACCUGUCCAUGUAAAAGAAACUGACAUCAUCUGAGCCAUCUUGCUUUUCUGUCAAGCAGUGACAAUUCAGGAACCCCUUUCCUCCUCCCCCCCACCAAAGGCCAGUGACAGAGCAAAGGAGAACAUUUCCAUUGUAAAGUUGAACAUUUAAAAGAGAGUCAAACUAGUGUUGACAUGUACAUGUGAGAAAGAACCAUUAAACCAUAUAAACCAAUGA
Molecule: messenger RNA, 1697 nt
Organism: Callorhinus ursinus (northern fur seal)
Lineage: Eukaryota; Metazoa; Chordata; Mammalia; Carnivora; Otariidae
Gene: FANCD2OS
Product: FANCD2 opposite strand
Source: RefSeq, a predicted model, not a curated record